Messenger RNA from Trichoderma asperellum CBS 433.97, 2118 nucleotides. RefSeq lists its product as uncharacterized. Lineage: Eukaryota; Fungi; Ascomycota; Sordariomycetes; Hypocreales; Hypocreaceae. Gene Ontology annotation, cellular component: plasma membrane. Gene Ontology annotation, molecular function: transmembrane transporter activity. The record is from RefSeq and is a predicted model, not a curated record. Gene Ontology annotation, biological process: transmembrane transport.
UUCGCAAGGAAUCGAUCGCUUGAACGAUCAGGUAAGACGCCUGAUUUUAACUGCUUGGGCAGUCUUGACUCGUUUGCAAUAAAAUCGAGAUAAAACAGGCGUCAUCUCCAGAAACCAUGGCAACAGAGUACCGUGUCUCGCUCUCUUAUCCGAACCCAUCGCUAGGCCAGAUGGUGGCAGGAUCACAAACUUCCAACUCUAUAGAUGAUGAGGUCUCUCGCUCGAAAUUUGGCUAUGCAGGCUCGCAGCAGGUGAAGGGGCUGCAACAGGUGGUCUUGGUCGUAACGCUGCUUGUUGGUCUUUUAAUCUCGACCCUCGAUACGUCGAUCGUAUCUACGUCCUUGGUCACAAUAUCGAAUGACUUGGGCGAUUUUGUCAAUGCGCCAUGGAUUAUUUUGGCAUAUUUAUUGACCUAUAUGGGAUUCGCCGUUUGUAUCUCCAAAAUGAGCGAUAUAUACGGACGAAAGAACGUUCUAGCUCUUUGCUGGGUCAUCUUCUCUGGAUUUUCUUUGGGCUGUGCCAACGCAAAAGAUAUGACUGCACUCAUCGUGUGCCGUGCAUUUCAAGGCAUAGGAGCAUCAGGGUUAUACAGUUUGACGCAAAUAGCCCUUGUCGAAGUCGGCCCUGCCCACCGCCCUAGUCUUAUCGGAGCCUUAGUCGGAGCAACACUCGCUGUUGCCUUUAUUCUUGGCCCUCUUCUUGGAGGCUUGAUAUCAAGACUCUCCGAUUGGAGAUGGCUUUUUAACCUCAACAUCCCCUUUGGAUUGGUCGCUAUCCUCGCUAUUACAAGCUUCUGGCCUCAGGAGGACGUUUCGAAUUUGCUCUCCUGGGAGGCUUUUACGAGCAUAGACUUUUUUGGCGGCGCUACUCUGCUUUGUAGCUCAGCUCUGCUCGUAUUUGCCAUUCAACAGGCUGGUUCUCAGACAUUUGCAUGGUCCAGUCCGUUGAUCAUCUUGGCCCUUGUCAUAUCUGGCUUAAGCUGGGCCGCAUUUUUAUGCUGGGAGGUGCUUCUAGAUUCGAAGAGGCAUCGUCAUAUUGAGCCAAUAUUUCCAAUUCGCUUGAUGUUGCAUAGGGUCUAUGCUUCAGGUCUCAUACUUACUCUUCUCACCGGAUUUUCAUACAUCUCUCUCACAAUCGUUAUACCGGAGCGUUUCCAAAUCGUCAAUGGGGACAAUGCUCUCAUAGCCGGUAUCCAUCUCUUCCCACUUCUUUGUGCUUGCGCUAUCGGAUCCUUUCUUGGUGGAGCAAUAUCUAGCAAGCAGAAUAACACUUCGUAUACACUCAUCGGAUCCUCUUGUCUCCAGUUGAUAGGGCUUGGAUUGAUGACAACUCAGUCAAGAGAAAACAGUACACAGCCCUCCCAGUACGCGUAUCAAGCAUUGUUCGGAUUAGGAGUUGGUCUCUGCUUUUCUGCAACAACAAUCAUGACGAGCAUCUCUACAGCUGAGUCGAGUGAGAAAGCUACGGCGCAGGGCGCCAUUGCGCAGGCCCGAGUAUUGGGGGGCAGCAUAGGCCUUUCAAUUUGCACGGUAAUAUUCAACAUUCACGUUAACCGAUAUCUAGAAGGUCACUUGACCGAGUCACAGCUUGAGAGCCUUCAUCGAUCGCCGUUAUCAGGAUUGCAACUUCCCAUUGACCAACGAGAUCUAGUCAAGACCGUCUACGCCGGAGCAUAUGCCGAGGAGAUCAAGAUUAUGGCCUGUAUUUGCUCUGUCAUGGUGGUUGCUGCUUUCUUCACUCUGGAAAGGCACCCUGUGCCACUAACGAGAAUAAGGUCAGGAUCAGAAGAAGGACGAUUUUCGAAGCGUGGAAAUGACUCAGAGACCGAAAUGAUUAGCAUCAGCAACGCCCGUCAGACUGCUUGAGUUGACUCAUAGCCAUUUGGAUCACCACAUUUUCAGGUGCUUAUUUCUUUAUUGAAGUGUACUCUUGUGAAGCAUAUUACCUCUUUGUCCAACCCAUACAAAAAUGACCAGCUUGACGUUUGCAGAUUUAAGGCAAAGCUCAAGUUGAGCCCCUUUCCUUAUCAUUCUGUCUACCUUAUGAUAUAUUUCAGAAUCCAAUGUGCUUAUUUUGUCUCUAUUUUUUUUUUCUUUGCUUUUUUCUUUUUCUUUUUCC